Molecule: messenger RNA, 1693 nt
Organism: Callorhinchus milii (elephant shark)
Lineage: Eukaryota; Metazoa; Chordata; Chondrichthyes; Chimaeriformes; Callorhinchidae
Gene: grwd1
Product: glutamate-rich WD repeat containing 1
Exons: 7
Coding region: 73-1389 (438 amino acids)
Molecular function (GO): protein binding
Source: RefSeq, a predicted model, not a curated record
UUCGGGGACUCGGGUGUUCGGGUUUCCGGCGCUGAGGAAACAAACCGUCAUUUCUCCACAUGUCGCGCGGGGAUGAACCGGGGUCACGUGUCGGGGGAGGAGCCGCCGCCGCCGCCGCCGGAAGUUCCGGUUGAAGCCGCACUGGGGCCGGGGAUGGGGAUGGAAUCGGAGAUGGGGGCGAUGGAGGCGGAGAUGGAGCGCGAUCCCAGCGCUUAUCUGGUGUUUGAGAAGCUCCAGAGCGGGGCGCCAUGUCUGAGUUUCGACAUCCUGCAGGACCGAGCGGCAGCCGCAGAGGUACCUGCGUCCACGGCCCCCCUCAGCCUGUACCUGUGCGCGGGGACGCAGGCCGAGACCACCGCAGCCAACAGGCUGAUCCUGAUGAAACUGUCCAACGUCCGGGUCUCCGAGCCAAAGGUGGGCUCAGACUCGGAGUCCGAUAGCAGUGAUGAUGAUGAUGAAGAGGAUGAGGAGAAGCAGCCAAGGCUAGAGAUCGCCAUGAUCCCAUAUCACGGCACCAUCAACCGUGUCAGGGUGCAGUCUGUGGGAGACUCCCCGGUGGCCGCUGUGUGGUCGGAGCGGGGACAGGUUGACCUGUGGCGGCUGCAGGAGUUGGUGAAGGCCGUGGAGGUGCCCGAGGCGAUGGCGCACUUCCUCCAGAAGAGACAGAAGGAGCAGCGACCACUGACCUCCUUCACCGGCCACAUGGCGGAGGGAUACGCGCUGGACUGGAACCCUCUGGUCGCCGGACGGCUGGUCACGGGGGACGUGAAGGGGAGACUCCAUGUUUGGGAACCCCGGGAGGAUGGCACCUGGUCCGUCGAUCAGAGACCCCUGACCGGGCACAGCCAGUCAGCGGAGGACGUGCAGUGGUCACCCAACGAGCCCACGGUAUUUGCCUCGUGCUCUGUAGACACCUCUCUGAGGGUGUGGGAUAUCAGGGCUCCCCCCUCGGCUGCCUGUAUGAUCUCGGUGCCCAACGCCCACAGCUCAGACGUUAACGUGAUCAGCUGGAACCGGAUGGAACCUUUUCUUGUGUCAGGGGGGGACGACGGAGCUGUAACCGUUUGGGACCUGAGACAGCUUCAGACGGGGCAGAGUGUGGCUACGUUUAAGCAGCAUACGGCCCCCAUCACGUCGGUGCAAUGGCAUCCCUCCGACCCGGGGGUCUUUGCCGCUGCAGGAGCCGACGACCGAGUCACCCAGUGGGAUUUGGCGGUGGAGCGGGACGGCGAGGCGGGGGCGGAGGAGGCCAGGCUGCCCCCACAGCUCCUGUUCGUACACGAGGGCGACAACGACCUGAAGGAGCUGCAUUGGGCCUCGCGCUAUCCUGGGGUCCUGGUCACCACGGCUCACAGCGGCUUCACAGUGUUCAGGACCAUCAGUGUGUGAGCCUGUGCCGACCAGGGCCAGAGCCGGUGGCCAAGGCCAGGGCCAGAGCAGUGCACAAGCUACAGCACAUGAAGAGGCCAUUCAGCCCAUCGUGCCUGGCCUGGCCUGGCUGUGGGACAGGGCGGCCCAUCCAGUCCCACUCGCUCACUCUUUCGAGCAUAAAACGUACGGUCGAUCCACUUUACAGUGUAUUCUCGAACCCGGAGUGAAGCAACCUCACAUCUGACUGAGUACAAGACGCUCCCCAUCACCUCCUUCAGCUCUUGGCGUUGAUGCCAUUGCAUAAACGUAACUGAAACCUCCA